This is a messenger RNA of Thyridium curvatum, 1980 nucleotides long. RefSeq lists its product as uncharacterized. Bases 1 to 1980 code for a protein of 659 amino acids. Lineage: Eukaryota; Fungi; Ascomycota; Sordariomycetes; Thyridiales; Thyridiaceae. Gene Ontology annotation, biological process: transmembrane transport. Gene Ontology annotation, molecular function: transmembrane transporter activity. The record is from RefSeq and is a predicted model, not a curated record. The transcript is spliced from 4 exons.
AUGACGGAGCGGGCCCACGAGAAAGAGGUCCUCGGCGACGAUGGCCACUCGGCCUCACUCACCGACAAGGCUUCGUCGACGGCCGACGAUGUUUCGCACACCAAACUGGAGCCGAUCAAGAUCACACCCAGCCGGAGGAGUCGCCGAUCGCGCCGAAGCCACCGGUCUCGGUCCCGAUCAGCGCAUUCCGAUGAUUCGGAUCCAUUCGAGGCCUUGGCACGGGCACUCACCCCUGACAUCGAGACGGAAGCUGAACACGCCGCCCGUGAGCCCAUCUCCCACAUCAGGACCGGCACUAGUGUCGGCAGCACUGCCUCUCGCAAUCCCGGAUUCGAAGUCUUCUUCGACCCUGACGAUCCCGAGAACCCCAAGAACUGGCCGAUCUGGUACCAGGGCUGGACCAUGCUGGUUGUUUCGUACUCGACCUGGGUCUGCGUCCUGUACAGCACGAGUUACACCUCGUCGACGCGAGGUCUGAUGGAGGAGUACCAUGUCAACAACCCUACCAUUGUCACUCUCGGCGUGACCACCUACCUGCUCGGCCUUGCCGUCGGUAGCCCCAUCAUCGCGCCCAUGAGCGAGCUGUAUGGUCGCCGCCCCGUCUACCUGGUCUGCAUGUUUCUCUUCACCGUGCUGGUCCUUCCGUGCGCUAUGGCGACAUCUCUUGCAGAGAUUCUGGUCGUGCGCUUCAUAGGUGCAUUCUUCGCAUCGGCCUUGAUCGCCAACAGUCCGGGCACGGUCGUCGACAUUGCGGACGACGACUAUCGUGCUCUGUACAUGUCUCUCUGGUCCAUCGCCCCGUUGAAUGGACCAACGACAGGAACAGGUCCUCUUAUCGGCGGAUUCGUCUUCCAGUACCUCGGAUGGCGCUGGGACAAUUGGCUCGUGAUGAUCAUGGCGGGAGUGUCGUGCAUCUUGCUCCUCACCGUCAAGGAGACGUAUGCGCCGAAGAUUCUGCAGAGGAAGGCCGCGCGGAGACGCAAGGAGACCGACGAUGACCGGUGGUGGUGUCGCUACGACCAAAAGAUCUCCACGAAGCACCUGCUCAAGCUCAACCUCAGUCGCCCCUUCGUCUUGGCCUUUACUGAGCCCAUCCUGUGGUGCUUCAACAUCUGGAUCUCCAUCAUCUAUGGCAUCCUCUACCUCUGCUUCGUCGCCUACCCCAUCAUCUUCACCCAGCACCGCGGCUGGGGCCCGGGCACGACGGGCCUGUCCUUUGUCGGCAUCGGCGUCGGCACCCUGCUCGUCAUCGCGGCGGAGCCCCUCUGCCGGCGCAUGAUCAACUCGCACGCCAAGGACCCGGAGACGGGCCGCGCCGUGCCCGAGGCCACGGCCAGCGUCAUCUGCGUCGGCGCCGUCCUCACGCCCGUGGGGCAGCUCGUCUUCGCCUGGACCAGCCUGCCCACGAGCAUCCACUGGGCCGUCCCCAUCGCCUUCGGCAUCCCCUUCGGCGCCGGCAACACCCUCGCCUUCAUCUACGCGAGCAACUACCUCGCCGGCGCCUACGGCGUCUACGCCGCCUCGGCCCUCGCCAGCAACGCCGUCAUGCGCUCCGUCUUCGGCGCCGUCCUGCCCCUCGCGGGUCCGGCCAUGUACGAGCGCCUCACGCCGCAGUGGGCCGGCACGCUGCUGGGCCUGCUCGAGGUGCUGCUCAUCCCCAUCCCCUUCGCCUUCUACCGCUACGGCGCGCGCAUCCGCGCCCGCAGCCCAGUCAUCCGCCAGAUGCGCGAGGACCAGCUCAAGAACGAGAGCAGGCGGGCGAGGCACCAGGCCAGGAUGGAGCGCAGGGCGGCGAGGGAGGCCGAGGAGGCGGAGCAGCGGCGGCGGGCGGAGGCGGGGAUCCUGGGCGAGGAGGAUGAGGAGGAGGGGGAGGAGCAGAUGGGCAUCCCGGAUGCGGAACGAGAUGUGGAGAAGGAGGCGGGCAAGUCGGCGCCGCCGUUGCAGUCCGCGGCGGCAGCCAAGGAGGAGACUGCUGCGUGA